AUGGCUGACAUGGAUUUAUUUUAUACAAAGCUCGUUCAAGAUAUUGAAACAUAUAUAAUCGAUGAUAAUCUAAAUAAUGAUUAUACUGUAACAAAAUAUGCAAAUGAAAACGAAGGUUGGAUACGAAUUGAAUUGCUCAGUCGUUCUAAUAGAUUAUCCUGUUAUAACUAUGAUACAAUAGUUAGCGUUUUAUCCUCUAAACAAUCCAAUUUAGUUGAGUUGAGUUCAUUUCAACCUCGAUGCAUACGUCGUCGAUGCCAACCAUUAACAGGAGAUAGUAUUCAAGAUAAUCGGAUGGUUGUUGUUGUUUCCGGUUUACCAUACGAUGCUAGACAUGGAGAAUUGAUAGAAUUUUUUAAUCGUUUCCAUCCAGUUAAAGAAAUAAAAAUGUUUUCAUUAUCAAAUAGAUUUAAUGGAACAAUUCAUCUUAUAUUUGAAGCAACUCAAGAUGCUAUUGCAUUUGUUUCACAAUCAAAAUUAAUACCGAUUAUUUAUGUCACCAAUAAUCUACAUAAAUUGUAUGAUGGUCAUACCCUUGUUUGUAAUAUUUUAAAUGAUGAAGUUAAUAACGGUGAUAUUAAAAAAAAUAUUCCACUGAAUUUUAUUAAGGGAAAAUCCUUUUCCACUAGACUUGGUAAUCGAUCAUCUCAUGUUGAAUUCAAUACAAACAUUUCAUUGACGAAAGAUAAUUCUGCUCAUCAUAAAAUACCAGCGAUACCUACUCAAACGAAAAACUGUUUGAAGUCGAACACAUGCGCAACAGAACAAAUUCUUUUCUGCCAAAACAUAACCCAAAGAAGACCAAUUAGAAAUAUUGAAAGCAAUAGACACAACAUAGUUCAUAAUAGAUUCGCAUAUGAACUCUAUAUUCCUAAUAGUCUUCUUAAACAUACUCUUGAAUGUAUAAUAGUAUCUGUAUUAAAUCCAUAUUGUUUUACUAUUCAACUAAAAGAAGAUGCAUUAGAAUUUGAUAAAUUUCAACGAGAAAUUAAUGAUUUCUAUAAUAAACUGGAUGAUAAACAAUAUUAUGUAAAACCCGAACAAAUUCGUAUUAACUUGUGCGUCAUAUGUUCCAAUUUGAACUCAUCAGAGAAUGAGAAGCUUUGGAGUCGUUCACAAAUACUUGAUUUUGAUUCAUCCGAUAAUACAGUUAAUUUAUUUUAUGUGGAUUUUGGUACCUGGGAAGAAUAUGUACCAUUGCAUCGUCUUAGACAUAUUACGGACCAAUUUCAUCAGCAUCUGGUUUUCUCUAUAACAUGCUGUCUAGCUAAUAUACUUCCAUUAAAUCAUGAAAAUGAUCAAUUAGGAUGGACAGAAGAUGCAACAGAACAAUUUUUAGCUGUUCUUGAUCAAGUACCAUCCGAAAUAGAACUUUUAUCAUAUAAAUCCAAUGGUUGUUUUCAAGCAACUUUAUCUGUUGUUAAUUCAGGUCAGCAUGUUUGUGUUAAUGAUUAUAUGGUGCAUAUAAAAAAGGCUAAACCUUUUCCCAAUAUGACAAAUAUUGAUGAUAAAAGUUCAAAUACUUAUAAAUUAGAUGAACAUUACAUGCGUGAUGAUAGUUCACAAAUUCAUCCAGUUGUUGCUUUAUAUAAUAGACUUGGAGAAAAUUUACAACAAUCACUUAUAGAAUCCCGGACUACAAGUAUAAGUAGUUCUACAAUGUCAUCUCCGUCGGUACCACCACAAGUAUACGUUAAAAUUGUUCACGUAAAUAUAGAAACAAACAAUAACAAUCGACAAAACAUUAAUAAUCAAGAACAACAACAAUUGAUGCCGAUUGUUUUUGUUCGCUAUCAAAAAACAAUUCUUGUGCCUGAUUUCAACAUUUAUACUUUACUGAAAAUGAUUGACGCGAAUAUUGAUAUUCAUACAAUAGAACGUUAUGCUUUGGCUAUUAGAUAUAGUUGUGUACAUAUAACACAGGAGUCUCAUUUUGAUAUAUUUGCACAAUUGAGUUCAUUAUUUGAUGUGAGAUAUUCAAAUGAAAUAGCAUUGUACACGCUUGACUUUGUUCGUUAUAUUCUUCAACAUUAUAAUUUUCCCAUAAAUAAUGUAUUUCGUGCAUUAGAAAAUGCUAAAUAUGCUCGAUUGCAUGUUUUGGAUCUCCCACUGUGGUUCACAAUGAACAAUGAACUUAACACUCCAUUGAUAUAUGUAUCCAAUAAUACGACGACUAAAAUCAAUCCAUUAAAUGACAAUAGAUCUCCUAUUCCUCCUAUGAGUCAACAAUAUUCCACUCCAGUCCGUCUUCCAUUUUCAAAUCGAUUAAUUAACCCGAUGUGA
Molecule: messenger RNA, 2283 nt
Organism: Rotaria socialis
Lineage: Eukaryota; Metazoa; Rotifera; Eurotatoria; Philodinida; Philodinidae
Source: the annotation of a GenBank genome assembly